UUGGCUACUAGACGCAAAAAUUGCCUUUCAUUCUCAUAAGUGGAGGCGUGAAAAACUUACAAUCGCGCGCAUCAGCUGUCCAGUGUCAGAUGUGUCUUUGAUUUGCCUUAUCAUGGCCUUGAGAUACCUCACUAGAUCAUUUGCGAAUCUCGGUCAAACACAAAUUUGCAACAUGGCCACUAAACUGAGCGCCAUUCGUGCGAAGUAUAAUGAUAGUCACAAUGUUUUCUUGGAGAGUGACAUCGCAGUUAAAGAUCCCUACGCUAUCUUCAAACAAUGGAUGGACAUGGCAAUUGAGCAUCCGAAUAUCAAGGAGCCUAAUGCGGCCGCUCUAGCUACGGUUGAUAAACAAGGCUGUCCCUCCAACCGUUUCGUUCUACUCAAAGACUACUCAACAAAUGGUUUUACAUUUUUCACCAACUAUGAAAGCCGUAAAGCAAAAGACAUAGAAAACAAUCCAAACGUGGCGAUGACUGUCUAUUGGCAACCGUUGCACCGAUCCGUACGUAUAGAAGGUAAAGCUGAAAAAGUUCCAAAAGAAGAGUCCAUAAAGUAUUUUCAUGAGAGGCCACGUGAUAGCCAAAUCAGUGCUAAAGCUAGUCCACAGAGUCAACGAAUCCCAGACAGAGCAACACUCAAAAAUUGGGAGGCAGAAGUGAAGGCACAGUUGAAGGAUGGCGAAGAGGUUCCAACACCGAAUUGGGGUGGAUAUUUGAUUCGUCCUCAUGCAAUUGAGUUCUGGCAAGGCCAGUCAAACAGAUUGCAUGACCGUAUAAGAUUCAUUUGUGGAGAAGAUGCUGAAAAGGAAGUUGAUGGUGUUCUUGUCCACAAGGGUGAAAAUGGUUGGGUGUUUGAACGGCUGGCUCCGUAGUCGCUUCAUGGGUUAUGCAAAAGUGAUCAGCAUUUGUCCUGUAAAAAUGUGCUUCCAUAGGCUAAGUAUGUUUCGUGUAUUCCAGGAGUCGACGGAUUUGUUUAUUGAAUUCUGUUUAUUUUGAUCUUUGUUUUCAAGAUACCAAUAAAUUCAUUCUAUUCGAAUAUUAUCACGUG
Messenger RNA from Hermetia illucens (black soldier fly), 1047 nucleotides. RefSeq names its product pyridoxine/pyridoxamine 5'-phosphate oxidase-like. Gene Ontology annotation, molecular function: FMN binding; pyridoxamine phosphate oxidase activity. The transcript has 5 exons. The coding region runs from base 113 to 871 and encodes 252 amino acids. Gene Ontology annotation, biological process: pyridoxine biosynthetic process; pyridoxal 5'-phosphate biosynthetic process. NCBI's taxonomy places the organism in Eukaryota, Metazoa, Arthropoda, Insecta, Diptera, Stratiomyidae. The record is from RefSeq and is a predicted model, not a curated record.